This is a messenger RNA of Closterium sp. NIES-67, 320 nucleotides long. The record is from the annotation of a GenBank genome assembly. NCBI's taxonomy places the organism in Eukaryota, Viridiplantae, Streptophyta, Zygnematophyceae, Desmidiales, Closteriaceae.
ACAGUGGCUGUACACAGCACAUGACGAACAGGUCAGACUGGCUGGAGAAUGUGAGGGAGUCGAGUGAGAAGUUCAUACUGCUGGGAGAUAUCACAAAGUUACCCGUCACUGGAGAAGGAGACGUCCUACUGCGUAGCAGGUUCGGGGAACUGAAGCUGAAAGGAGUACUGCUGGUGAAGGACCUAUCCAUGAAUCUGAUUAAACCACAGGGGAGGUUGUUGGAGUGGUUCCGCCACCCACAACGGACUACUCGUGACUUGGGGUGACGAGGAGAGAAGUGCGGACUUGGGACGAGAAGGAACUAGGAAGCGGGGAAUAUU